Molecule: messenger RNA, 1254 nt
Organism: Exophiala oligosperma
Lineage: Eukaryota; Fungi; Ascomycota; Eurotiomycetes; Chaetothyriales; Herpotrichiellaceae
Exons: 2
Coding region: 1-1254 (417 amino acids)
Biological process (GO): cell wall organization; carbohydrate metabolic process
Cellular component (GO): cell surface; fungal-type cell wall; extracellular region
Molecular function (GO): glucan endo-1,3-beta-D-glucosidase activity; 1,3-beta-glucanosyltransferase activity
Source: RefSeq, a predicted model, not a curated record
AUGAAGUCCUCCCUUCUCGCCAUCCUCGGCGGUGCCUCCUCUGCUCUGGCAGCCGUCCGAGGCUUUAACUACGCCUCGCAGGGCCAGGACUACAAUGGCUUCGCCAGUCAAUUCAAGACCGCCGCCUCCCUGGCCGGUGCCAGCGACUUUACCAGCGCAAGAUUGUACACAAUGAUUCAGGAGGGGACCACCAACACCCCCAUCGAUGCCAUUCAAGCCGCUAUCGACACCAACACCACCCUCCUGCUUGGUCUCUGGGCGUCCGUCGACCAAUCCACAUUCGACAAUGAGAUCACCGCCUUGAAGAGCGCGAUUCAACAAUAUGGCUCUUCGUUUGCCGACUUGGUUGUCGGUAUCUCGGUCGGUAGUGAGGAUCUGUAUCGUAUCUCGCCUACUGGUAUUGCUGCCGGCAGUGGCGUCGGUCAAUCUCCAGAUACCUUGGUCAAUUACAUUGGACAAGUCCGUGACACCAUCAAGGGCACGUCUCUAGGCACCAAGCCAGUUGGCCACGUCGACACCUGGAACGUCUUUGUCAACGACACCAACUCCAAGGUGAUCUCGAACUGUGACUUCCUGGGUCUCGACGAGUACCCGUACUACCAGACCACCGAUACUAACAGUAUCGACAACAGCUCCUUCCUGUUUUUCCAAGCGUACGACCGCGUUUCUGCCGUGGCUCAAGGCAAGCCGAUUUGGGUCACCGAGUCUGGCUGGCCAACAACAGGACCUACCUCUAACCUCGCUGUUGCAAGCGUCGACGAUGCCGAAACCUUCUGGCAAGGUGUCGCCUGUGCUCUCGAGAACCGUGGUAUCAACUUCUGGUGGUACAUCCUCGCCGACGAGGGUGCCUCCCCAUCUUUCGGUGUCUCCAGCAACGGAAAGCCUCUAUACAACCUUGCUUGCAACUCCACCGCCGGUUACACAUCGACCUCAUCUGCGAGCUCCUCAACUGCGACCGCUUCUAAGAACGGUACCGCGACUGCCUCUCACGGAUCCGGCUCGGGAAGUGGCUCUGCGACCUUGUCCACAGUCACCGCUUCUGGAGCUGCUGGUGCCGGUCCUUCAGGUGCUGUCCCUGCUGGUGCUACGGGUUCCUCUGGUGCUGGUGCUGGCGGCGCAACUGCCACGCAGAACGGCGGAGCCACUGGCACCAAUGGCGCUACCCACUCUACCUUCACCGGUGCUGCCACCAAAGCCCAAGGAUCCAUGGCUGGUCUGGCCAUCGGCGCCCUGUUUGCGGCGUUGGUCUUGUAA